Drosophila melanogaster (fruit fly) is the source of this 1001-nucleotide messenger RNA. It is a transcript of the gene Dic3, whose product is annotated as dicarboxylate carrier 3. The coding region runs from base 42 to 905 and encodes 287 amino acids. Gene Ontology annotation, cellular component: membrane. Gene Ontology annotation, biological process: transmembrane transport; oxaloacetate(2-) transmembrane transport. The record is from RefSeq and is marked reviewed. NCBI's taxonomy places the organism in Eukaryota, Metazoa, Arthropoda, Insecta, Diptera, Drosophilidae. The transcript has 2 exons.
AGGGUUUCUAAAAAAAAAUUCCAAGAAAUUAAGUUCGGUCUAUGGGAGAAGACAGUUCGAGGCGCCUCCCGCGCUGGUGGUUUGGAGGGGUUUGCGCUGCAAUCGCAGUCACCGGCACCCAUCCGAUUGAUCUCAUCAAGGUACAGCUGCAGACCCAAUCCCAAGCGGACCGGAAGACCGUGGGGGAGAUCCUUAAAGGCAUACACGAGCGGAGCGGAAUCUUGGGCUUUUACAAUGGCAUUUCGGCCUCCUGGUUUCGCCAGCUGACCUAUACCACCACUCGCUUCGCCUUGUACGAGGCCGGUAAGGACUACGUCGACACGCAAAAAGUUAGUUCCAAGAUGGCCCUGGCCACCUUUGCGGGAAUCGUCGGUGGGAUUGUGGGUGUACCCGGGGACGUGGUCACAGUGCGACUCCAGAACGACGUCAAGUUGCCGGAGGAGAAGCGACGUAACUACAAGCACGUUUUCGACGGCCUUUUCCGCAUCUACAAAGAGGAGGGCGUGUCCAGUCUCUUCCGCGGCACAGUGCCGGCCGUUUCCAGGGCAGUCCUGCUGACCAUCGGAACGAAUGCAGCCUACGACCAAGUAAAGCAGAUGCUCAAGAUCGCAACGGGGGCAGGAGAGGGAGUACCACUGCACUUUGCCACAUCCACGAUAGCUGGAUGCAUUGCCGUGGUGAUAACGCAGCCGCUCGAUGUGAUCAAGACGACUUUCAUGAACGCCCAGCCGGGGGAGUUCUCCGGGAUCGGAGGUGCUUUUCUGAGUACCGCCAAACAGGGCCCAUUGGCCUUCUACAAGGGAUUCAUUCCGGCCCUGAUACGAGUGUCACCCAAUACGAUUAUCACCUUCGUUUUGUACGAGCAGGCGCGAAUGCGAUUUGGAUAUCUGCCACCUGACAAGUAGGGAUGCCCCAAAAUUCGUAUCCAUUUGGCAUUUUUACAUAAAUUGUAUUUUAUACACGUGAUUUGAAAAUAUAGAAUCUUUCAUACCAGACCAUUG